GUCAUCUUUAGUUGCCGCCAACGUCACCAUAACGUGACGACUGUGAGCCGAGAAGAACGCGUAAACUGAGUGGGAAUUAACUGAGCCAAACUUUACUGAUUUUGUUUCCCCUUUGUCAAAGAGACCUUAGACGCUCCACACAUCGGGCGAUAUAUUUGGAUUUGAAUGAAUUUUCCAUGUUUUGACAUAAAGUAAAAGAAGACAGCGAAAACGACAAAUGGAAAUUCUGCGAGUGCUUGAGCUUUACAGUGGAAUAGGUGGGAUGCAUUAUGCUCUAAAACAGUCUGGAAUAUCUGGCCAAGUAGUGGCAGCCAUUGACAUAAACACAACUGCAAAUCAGGUCUACAGGCACAAUUUCCCGGGCACCCCACUCUGGAACAGAACCAUUGAGGGCAUAUUACUUGAUGAGUUUAAAAAUUUGCAGUUUGACAUGAUUUUGAUGAGUCCUCCUUGUCAACCUUUUACCAGGUUGGGACGCCAACGUGGUAUUGCUGACCCUAGAACAAAGAGCUUUCUCUACAUUCUUAAUCUUCUGCCAAGGCUGAGUCCGCUUCCCCGCUUUAUCCUGCUCGAGAAUGUCAAAGGUUUUGAGAGCUCCUCAGUCAGGUGUGUGGCGGCGUGGACUUCCAGCCAAGGAGGUGGAAGAGAGAUCCAUAGAAUAAGACCGGGAGUGCGUCAAAGCCAUGACCGAGCCCCAUCCACCGUCCCCGGACAGCCACCCGGCCGAGCGCCGGCCCUCGACUUCCAUCCACGGAGGCAGUAUUUUGUCCAAAUUCUGAUGGAAUGUGGCUACAUUUUCCAGGAGGUGAUGGUUUCUCCCACAAGUGUUGGGAUCCCAAAUUCAAGACUGCGUUACUUCCUGAUGGCAAAGAUUUCAACAGAAUCGAUUUCUUCAAAGUCAAAGAAGCGUCUGGCAGCGGCUUUCUUUUGUGUGUUUGCAUGUGGUAAAACGCUAGCAUCCGGCAGAAAACUGUCGUCACCAGGCGAAGCCCCUCCCCCUCCAGAAUCCACAGCCACUGGAGAACAGCCACUCGCAUCAGCAUGUCAAAACGCUCACAUGGAUUUACAAAUGUCACUGCUCCCUGCUGAAACUGAGUCCUCGGUGGAGCCUUCGCUUUCAAGUCCUCAAAAGCCAGUUACUAGUUCCCUGGAAAAAGAGGAAGAGAUGGAAGAUCGUGUCCUUUAUAAGCUUGAGACAACAAAUGAUGCUCAGAGAAAGUUGAAUCAAAAUAGGAAUUUGUCCAUCAGGCAGAUCCAAGACUUCCUUGAACCACAGGAGAAUGAUGACAUGGAUCAGUAUCUUGUUCCAUCUGAUGUAUUGCUGCGUUAUGCUUUAAUCCUGGAUAUUGUCAAACCCAUCUGCCGGAGGUCGAUCUGCUUCACUAAAGGCUAUGGACGGUAUGUGGAAGGAACUGGCUCAGUAUUGCAAUGCGACCUGGAGACAGAGAUCGAGUGUGUGUUUAAAAAUCUGGACCAAUUCUCGGAAGAAGAAAAACUUCAACAACUGCAGGGACUGAAGCUUCGUUAUUUUACCCCAAGAGAAGUCGCCAACAUAAUGGGCUUCCCAAAAAGCUUUUCUUUUCCAGAUCAAAUCCCCACCAGGCAGUGUUACAAACUUCUAGGAAACAGCCUCAAUGUUGUGGUGGUGACAAGACUGCUACACCAGUUGCUCUCCAAGUGGUGAGCAAUGGAGGCAAAUAAAGUUGCCAUUCCAGAUUACUUCCACCGAUCACCACCAAGAUCCACCGCGUUCUGGCUGAAGUCCUCACGCCCCGCCACUGCUGCCCCGCUCCUGACUCUGAUCAUCCCGCUCUACCUCACCGCAGCUCCUCCAAUAAACACUCCUAACUCAUUCUGGACAUCUGAGUUGGUUUUUCUGCAUGUGGGUCAAAUCAGUCAUUACAACGAUGACGGAACACUCAGGCCAAUCAGACGCGCCCUCGCGGAACAACAAUACCAACUCCAAUCCCACGAGUCCACUCUCCAAGCCCUCCUGGAGCAGCAGCAGCGAACCAAUGAUCAGCUGGAACAAGUGACCAGAUUGCUCCAAAACACCCAGGUCAGAGAAACCCCCUUACCGCCAGUUGGCGCCUCAAGCUCUUCCGCAUCGCUGCCGAGUCUGCACUUUGGCGAGGUUCGUUCCCCUCAUCCGGAGAAGUUCUGAGGAGAAGGUCGUAAUUGCGGAGGUUUCCUCCUGCAGUGUUCGUUAGAUUUUAAUCGGUCUCCCCAGUCUUUUUCCCACAACGGAGCUAAGAUCUCGUUUAUUUUGGGACUCCUCACGGGCAAGGCGCUGCGAUGGGCAGAAGCCCGGUUUAGCUGACUGCAGGCAUUUUGGCUGUUCUUACGAGGAGUUUUUGGAGGAAUUUAAGCAGACCUUUUCAACCGAGACCGAUCAGACCGGUGUGUCUCGCCGGUUGUGGGGGCUUAGGCAAGGGAAUAGCACCGUGUCAGAUUUCUCCAUUGAGUUUCAGACGUUAGCAGCUGCGUCCGGGUGGGGCUCUGUAGCCUUGAAAACGUUUUUUUUUUCAAGCCUUAAAUGAGUCCUUAAAUGACGAAGUGGCAGUCCUGGAAGAACCAGGGACUUUGGAUGACCUGAUUUCCCUGGCCAUUAGGUUGGACAAUUGAAUUAGGGAGAGACGGAGAAGCUCCCGAUGGGAGCGGACGGAGGAGAGAUCACAGUUUUUAACCAGGCCUAGUCUGCCCAGGCGAUCGCCUAGCCAGUCCUCUCCAGAACCCGAGGCCAUGCAGAUUUGUCGGGCCCGACUCUCCCCGGAGGAGCUGUAGCGGCGCCGCGAGUCUCGACAGUGUCUGUACUGCGGCUCCCCGGAUCAUUUCAUUGCCUACUGUCCAGUUCGACCAAAAGAGCGGGUCCGACGGUCAUGAGGGGAGGACCGCCGGACCAGCCGACAAGUGUUAAGUCUCCUCGCUUCUCCCUACCCGCCAUGAUGUCUGUGCACAACCAUCACUACGAGCUAUCCGCGCUGGUCGACUCGGGGUGCGAGAGAAACUUGAUCGACCAGGACUUUGUCUCCCGAGCCAAAGUCGAGACGGAGCCCCUCCCUACGCCUCUCGCUGUCUCUGCCCUGGAUGGGAGAGGGUUCUCUUGCAUAACCAAAUGCACCAGACCCGUGGAGCUAGUCAUCUCUGGCAACCAUCGUGAAGUAAUUUCCUUUUAUGUCUUCCCCGUAAAACAGUCAGCUCUUGUACUUGGUUUCCCCUGGCUCCAGAGACACAACCUGGUCCACGACGUGCUUGUCCUCUUGUCUUCAGUCUGCCGCGUCAUCUCGCCCGCCCUAGUAGCAUCCGAGGAACCUGGGCUGAUUGACCUUUCACAGGUGCCCAGAGAAUACCAUGACCUAAGACAGGUUUUUAACAAGAGCAAGGCUUCAUCUUUACCACCACAUCGCCCCUAUGAUUGCGCCAUAGAGCUUCUGUCCGGAGCUCCGCUACCGUCCAGUAGACUCUACAAUAUCUCAUGCACUGAAAGACAAGCUAUGGAGACUUACAUCAAUGAAUCACUGGCCGCUGGCAUCAUUUGCCCGUCCCCCUGGGGGCAGGUUUCUUCUUUGUGGGCAAGAAGGAUAAGACUCUCCGCCCUUGCAUUGACUACCGUGGCCUCAACCUCAUCACCGUCAAAAACAGGUAUCCUCUUCCCCUCCUUUCAUCAGCAUUUGAACCAGUCCAGGAAUCCCCCAUCUUCACCAAGCUCGACCUGCGUAAUGCAUAUCAUCUGGUCAGGAUCCGCCAGGGAGAUGAGUGAAAGACCGCUUUCAAGAGCCCGCUAGGCCACUUCGAGUGCCUGGUCAUGCCUUUUGGACUUUGCAAUGCCCCCACAGUUUUCCAAGCCUUAGUCAACGAUGUCCUUCGGGACUUCCUCAACAUAUUCGCCUUUGUCUACCUUGAUAACAUCCUCAUCUAUUCACGGAACCCCUCCGAACAUCGCCAUCAUGUCCGCCUGGUGCUGCAGCAUCUCCUGGAAAAUCGCUUAUUUGUCAAGGCUGAGAAGUGCGAGUUCCACAAACAUUCCGUCACAUUCUUAGGAUUCAUUCUCGAGGGAGGUCAGGUUCGGCCUGACCCCGACAAGAUCAAGGCCGUCCUGGACCGGCCUAUUGCAGAGAACCGGAACCAAUUCAUCGAAGUCAAUUCAUCCGCAACUACAGUCAGACAGCCACUCCCCUAGCAGCCUUGACCUCAACCAAGACAAAUCAAGAAGCCAACGCCACGUUCAUCACUUUAAAGGAGAAGUUCUCACAGGCACCAAUCCUGAUUCAUCCAGAUCCCAGCAAACAAUUUACCCUGGAGGUUGACUUUUCCGGCAGUGGAGCAGGGGCUAUCUUGACACAGCGCUCGGAGCGCCCCUGUGCCUUUUUCUGUCGACGUCUGUCACCCGCAGAGAGGAAUUAUGAUGUCGGUGACCGGGAACUUUUGGCCAUUAAAGUGGCGCUUGAGGAAUGGCCAGUGCCCACUGGCUGGAGGGCACUGAGCAACCGGUGCUGGUCUGGAUCAACCACAAGAACCUGUCAUAUCUACAGUCCGCCAAACGCCUGAAUCCUCACCACUCUCACUGGUCCUUGUUUUUCUCUCGUUUUACUCUGUCCAUCCAUGCGCUAAGCCCAAGCUCCCAGAACACGAAGCCAGAUGCCUUGUCCCGCCAAUUCGCUCCCGGCGAGUCUGUAGAGGAACCAGCUGCCAUCUUUCCCCCCAGUUGUACCAUAGGCUCCCUCUCCUGGGAUAUCGAGGGGCUCAUUGAUCAGGCUCAGCUACAAGAACCCGAUCCAGGCACAGGGCCACGGGCAAAGACCUAUGUUCCUUCCUCAGUCCGUCCUCGCCUAAUUAACUGGUUUCAUUCGACCAAAUUCUCAACCCAUCCUGGGACCAGCCGCACCAUCGCGUUGAUCACCAGACGCUUCUGAUGGCCAUCCGUCAGGGAAUACGUUCUCGCCUGUCCCAUCUGUGCUCGCAACAAGUCCUCCCAUAGACCCCCUGCUGGUCUUCUACAGCCUCUCGCCAUACCCAACUCCCCUGGUCUUUUGUCACUGGCCUGCCCAUUUCACAGGGAAUGACCACCGUCGUCGACCGUUUCUCCAAGUCAUGUCUACCGCUCAGAAAACUCCCCUCUGCGUUCCAGACAGCUCGGCUUCGCAUCAAACACGUAUUCCGUCUCCACGGUAUCCCGCAGGAGAUCCUGUCUGAUCUAGGUCCCCAGUUCAUAUCCCAGGUGUGGAAGCAGUUCUAUUCAGCCCUUGAUGCGAAGGUCUCCCUGACAUCGGGCUACCAUCCCCAGAUGAACGGGCAGACUGAGCGCUUGAACCAGGAGCUUGAGGCCGCGCUCCGAUGUCUCUGCUCCGAUACCCCGUCCGAGUGGAACAAGUUUCUCCCCUGGGAAGAGUAUGCCCACAACUCUCAUGUCUCCUUUGCCACAGGACUCUCCCCGUUUGAGAUUUCAUUAGGUUAUCAACCGCCGCUGUUCCCGGCCGACGAGAAGGAGAUCGCGGUCACGUCUGUUCGCCACCAUAUCCGACGCUGCAAGAGUAUUUGGUCAAACGCCGUCAAAGCCCUUUGUCGGUCGAUCGAACAGAACCGCAAGUAUGCCGACUGACGACGCACGCCUGCCCCUCUUUAUUCCCCAGGUCAGAAGGUCUGGCUUUCCUCCCCCUCAAAUCUGUGACCAGAACCCCGCUUCAUUGGGCCAUAUGAGAUCCUGGCAGUAAUUAGUCUGUCUCCGUCUUCAUCCGAGCCUCCGAGUCCAUCCCAGCUUCCACGUCUCUCAGAUAAAGCCAGUCGAGUCCAAGGUGCAUCUUCCCCCGGUCGUGCCCGCGCCUCCUGCCCGGUCGUGGGUGCCCCGUUCCUACAGCUGCGACCCUGCCCUCGUCUCGGACUACUGGUCGUCACUCCCUUAUUCCUACUUCUGGGCCGCCCGGGGGCAGCCGUUGAGGGUGGUGGUGGUGGUCGGGGGGGGUUCAGGGCCCGGCCGGGGUGGCAUGUUUCUUUAAUCCACAGGGAGCAACUGUGAGCAGAGUGCAGAGGGCCCAGGUGUGACUCAUCAGGCUCGUUAAGGAGUGCUCUUAAGGAGCAUGCUGUCGACUGCUCGUCGCCUGAGUGUCCCUACCAGUGUGAUCAUCUCCCUGGUUGUGCCUCUAGCUCCUCGAUCUUGCUCCUUGAUCUUGCUCCUUGAUCUUGCUCCUAGUUCUCGCCUUGCUCAUCCACGCCACGCUCUUCAGAUUCCUCUGGUUUGCAGUAAGAUCUCCGCCACAGUCGCGUUGAUUCCUCUGACCAGGUCUUGUGCAUCCUGC
Syngnathus typhle (broad-nosed pipefish) is the source of this 6293-nucleotide messenger RNA. RefSeq names its product tRNA (cytosine(38)-C(5))-methyltransferase-like. The transcript has 14 exons. The record is from RefSeq and is a predicted model, not a curated record. NCBI's taxonomy places the organism in Eukaryota, Metazoa, Chordata, Actinopteri, Syngnathiformes, Syngnathidae. The coding region runs from base 218 to 1684 and encodes 488 amino acids. Gene Ontology annotation, molecular function: methyltransferase activity.